UAUAGACGUAGAGCGCACCGUGGCCACCGUACCAGUCGAGAGAACGUGCUCCGAGAGUAACGAACGAGCGCUUUUGGGGGGCAAAUAGCGAACCAAACCGGGCAUACAACCAGCAGAACAAAAUCAUCACCACGCCGGUGUUUAGUGCAGUGUGUGCAGUGCGGCCAUUGGUGACACGUAAACAGGGAAAUUUCUGGAAAAUUCUACCACCCCCACAGUACGCCACACGUGCGUCUCCACACCCUUACCUGUGCAAUCGAAAAGAAUGCGACGAUUCACGACCAGUUUGCUGCUGGUGGUUGCCUUGACCGUGACCGCCACCAUCGCCUAUCCAGCGAGCUACGAGAAGGAGAAGGAAUCCGACACAUCGGAAGAUGCUGAGUACAUCGUCGUGCCGUUGUCGCAUCACCGCCCGACAUACUAUAACCGGUAUCCGUCAUCGUUUGAAGGGUUCGACGGUGUAGUGGACACCGGAGAUUUCGCUCCUAUUCCAGCUAGACCCGUGUACUUCCCAUCGUACAAUCCUUUCUCGUGGCAUCUUUCGGGAUAUCUGGAUGAUCUUCUGAAGCGUGUACGAGAUCGUUUCGCGGGAUCGUGGAACCCAUUCUAUGGUGGAGAUUUCAUCCCAUCCGGACCAGGAAUUUGGCCUCCGGAGAUUCCGGAAGAUUCGUCGGAAGAUGGUGUUACUAACUCCACCUCUACUGUCAAGGUGAUCGAUGGACACAAGGUUGUGAUUAAUGAUACGUACUACACCAAGAAGACGGAGUUCGGUACAUCGAUCUUCAAGGUGCGUGUCAUUGACGUGAAGCCAACUGACGACAGUAGUGAAGCGGUGACUACCCCGAAAGCUCCAACUGACGUUGAGCUCGGCAAUCGUAAUGGUGCUGAUGAUGAUGCGGAUAAACAACCUGCCGCACCGUCGACUGAUGCACCCAAACGAGAUACCGAGCUAGAAUCGAGUGAUGAAGAGAAGACUACCGCAGAUGACGACAAUCUGAACACGAUCGAUACGUCCAGCGUGGACAUCGAUGAGGCGAAGGUGAACGGAAAGGAAACACCAGUGGACAAGCCGGAGUUCUCAGAACAGUGGUCAGGGCUGGAAUCAUUUGAAGAGGCAUCACAUGCAUUGGAAGACCUAGUGGAUGGAUCACCCGAGACGACCAUUCAGCGAAACCGUGGCAACAGCGAACUGCUCGAAUCAAGCUCAGAAGAGGAACCGGAACCAAAUGUCAACGGGCAUCGUCAGCCAGUUUCGGGCGAAUGGCCCAAGCAAGAUGAUCGUAAGCGGAUCAUCGUUUCGAACAGAUUCGACAACCGGUUCAACGCAAACCAAGAAAGACCUGUCGGUGAUGCGCCCGCAACAACCGGGCAUGAUCUUUCAAACGAUAUCGCCAUCAACUUUCGACUGGCCGCGGAUAAAAGUGUGACGGCCAACCCGAACGCAAUUACGUUCAACCCAAGGAAUCCACCGUCUGUUAUUGUCCAACGGGAUCCGUUCCCCACGGCAGGUCCAGGAAGAUUUCCAACUAUUCCUGGUCGUCCAACGAUGGGCUUUCCUUCCAAUCAGCAACCAGUGGGUGGAGUAGGGUUUCCCGCGGUAGGAACGUUUCCGGGCUUUCCCGGUUCGGGUGGUUUCCCGGGUGGUCAAUAUCCAUUGCAACCAUUCCCCAUGCAACCACCACUGUUCGGUGUACCGGCGGGUACAAACUUUGGCCUAGCAGCUCAGAACCCACAGCUACCGCCGUUCUUCUUCGGCAAUGGCCAGUUCCGGCGUCCUUAAAAUACGGAAUGGGAGUUAAAAAAUAAUUUCCCAACAAAUGGUGAAUAAGACGAUGGAGGAAAACUUCUAGUACGUAAGAGUUGCUCAUUUAUUUAUUGAUCUAAAUUAUUUUACUCAAGCGAAAGGUUAGUGUGGCCUUCCUGGUGCCGCUACACAUCCAACUAGACUAGAUCUAUUGUUAAGGACCGAAUUGACAGGAGAGUGGAAUCGAUGAACUAGACCAAUCAGAGUUUUCACUAAUACCAAAGAAGUUUCCCCGUGCUGCAGCGUGAAAUGUCGAGUGUACGAACUUUGGAAAGAAUCAAAGCUUCUUGCCUCUCCCACCUUUUCCAUUCCGACGUGGUGAAGAUGUGGAAAUGCAUGAAGCAAACCACGCCACACAUGGUAGUUUGACUGGACGCAAACAAGGCUACACAACGAACAGGGUCGAAAAUGGGAGAUUUUAUUCUUCAUUGGAAAAUAAUUUAUUUACAACAGUUUCGGACAUACUUCCGUUCCGUGUGGCUUAAAACUUUUCCAUCAACCGAAAGUGAUUGGAGUAGCGGAUGGAAUGGGAAGAAACAGCCAUCAUGCAUUGAUGGGUGACUGGGAGCCACACAGGCGGGGCCAAGGAAGUUUUCUAUAAAUCCUUCCUUUCGUAAAGUAUCGAAGUUUGGGAUAGUUUGUUUUCGUCCCUAGUCUGUUGCUGUUCGCAUUAUCGAAGGAUUAGUGAAGAAUCGCCCAACUGAUGGUGCAAUGCAUUCGGCAGGAAAUGUGAGAACUCUAUUAGACGGAGCGGGGUUGAGGUUUUCGCGUGAAGAAUUUCUCGUUCGAAUAAAGCCAAUAGGCGGAAGCAAAUUUAAUACAACAUAUUUUAUCAAGUGGUUCAAUUUGUCUUACUAUUGCCGUACAUUAAACAUUAGAACAAACAGUAGCCCAUCCAAUUCAGAACAUAUUAAUUAAGGUAAUGGCAUCAAGCUGAUAGCAAAAGGGAUCCCCAAACGUGAAAGACCCUUGAAAGGUAUUUCUACAGGUACAGGUAGACUAAUUAAUUUGUGCAUUGUCUGACAAAUGGCGUAAAAUUUGGAACGAGUAAAACUCAUUGCACCGAAGUACGAACCACCACGGUACACAAGAGCGCAGUAAAGAUUUUCAUUCCGUAGUGCAGUACGGGCAUUACAGUAAAUGAAUGUAAAAAGACGCAAAGAGCAAACAAUUCAAUAAAUCUAGUCCUUCUUGGCAGAUUCUAACCGUGGGGUUACGACGGAAUGGAGAAGAAAAAAAAGCCAGCAAAGUUUUUAAUUUAAGAAAAUCUUUUUCACGUGUGCCUUUGGCAUAGGGAAGAAAUUUAAGGAAACCCGAAAUAAAAUUGGGAAGAAGUUGUUUCUGUGUUUGUUCGGACAUAAUAUUAAAAAGAAUAUAAAAAAUCCUUUACCCCUAUACUGGAUGGUUGAAAAUAAGAUUUUAAUUAACACUUUCAAAAAUUAA
Anopheles funestus (African malaria mosquito) is the source of this 3247-nucleotide messenger RNA. RefSeq names its product icarapin-like (gene vir-1). Lineage: Eukaryota; Metazoa; Arthropoda; Insecta; Diptera; Culicidae. The record is from RefSeq and is a predicted model, not a curated record. Bases 266 to 1780 code for a protein of 504 amino acids. The transcript has 6 exons.